Molecule: messenger RNA, 300 nt
Organism: Caenorhabditis briggsae
Lineage: Eukaryota; Metazoa; Nematoda; Chromadorea; Rhabditida; Rhabditidae
Exons: 2
Coding region: 1-300 (99 amino acids)
Source: RefSeq, a predicted model, not a curated record
AUGAACAUUUUAAUUCUGGCUUUGCUUUUUGUGGUAACAGCUACAGCGAGAUUCCAAAGAUUCGAUUCAUCAGAAUCGUCAUGGUCUUCUGUGGAAGGUAGAAGACUUCGGCCACCUAGCAUACCUCAGCCGCCGGGCCCGCCAAGGCCACCAGGUCGGCCACUUCUACCAUCAUCCGGAUGCCCAAGAGAAUGGAUGACAUUUGAGAGACCCAAUGGAGUUUGGUGUGUUAUGCGUUCUCUGUAUCCAAGCGGUCGAAUGGAGAACUGCUAUACAUAUGAACGUAGAAAAACUCUUUAG